AUGGGAUCUAGGCCGUCAACCCGCAAUGAGUAUCGGAAGGAGGCCAACUUCGACAAUCUACCACAAGAUCUCCUCCUCCAAAUUACAGACUAUCUUGACGUCCAAUCCACUAUCAACCUCUCAUUAAGCUGCAAAGAUAUGCACGCCAUUCUCGAAGAGACCGCCAAGAGAAAAUCCAAAGAUCUUCAGGGCGCCUUGCCAUCAGACGAGGUAUAUAUAAAACAUGACUUUAAAACUCCAGACGGUAUCUGGGCGAGACGCGACGACAUAGAGUAUGACGAAAACCGCGACGACUUUUACGAAGAUGAACACGUCACCCCGUCCGACGACGAGCCCUUUGCACAAGCAGUUCGAAGCGGCAAGUAUGAAAAGGCGCAAUACUACCUGCGGUUAGGGGUCGAUCCCAACGUAUACUGCCUGGGCGGAGCACACAUGCUAAGUCUAGCCGUUCACUCUGGGUCACCCGAGAUGGUACAGCUGCCUUUCGAUUAUGGAGCUGACCUCGAGAACAUUGACUACUGUACCAGUAUGAGCGCGCUAGCACAUGCAGUGUACACACAACAACAAGAUGUAAUCCGAAAGCUGAUCGAGCUUGGUGUGGACGUCAGCAAAGAAGGACUUGCAGGUUACAUUGCCCACACGUGUAGUGUGGAGAUAAUGAAGAUCUUCCUGGAUGCAAACCUGGAUCUGAACCGAGUAGGGGAGCUUACCUGGACCGGUCACCGAGACUUUGAAGACGGCGAUCAUGGAUGGAAGCUAGUGCAUCAUCUGGCCGUGCGCAAUGAUCAGGGCAUGUUUGAUCUUUUGCUACCGCAACUCACGCGCAAGAUGAUAAAUGCACGCAAUCUUCAUGAUGAGACGCCGCUGCAUCUCGCGCUUGAAGGCGAUGAUCCGGGACUUUCUAUGGCGCUUAUUCGAGCCGGCGCUGAUAUCAACGCUCGGGAUUGCGACACUUAUAGCCCUCUUGACCGUGCACUGCUGAAUGGACAUCUGGAAAUUGCUCGCGAGAUCAUAGAAAGGCCAGAUGUUGAGCUUGGGGUUGAGAAUGAGAAUGGAUACACUGAGCUUCAUCUUGCGACACGUCGCGGUGAUGUGGAGAUUAUUCGGAUGUUUCUGCUUCGCGGUGCGAAAGUCAGAAGAGGUAACUGUUUUGACUCUCCGCUCUCUUGUGCAAUUCAGACGAAGCGUCUUGACGUUGUUAAGUUGCUUUGUGAGGAGGCUCAGGACCAUCCGUUUACGAACGACGAGGGUGAUGAUGAUGAACAAGCUGCUGCUAUAGAAGAGGCUCGAGAACUUAAGCAACACGCGAUAGCUGAAUACCUGCAGUCUAUCCCUGCAUCGAGCUAUAAAACUCCCGUUCGACCGACGAAGAAACCUCGGGUGGGAAGGAAAUCGAAAUGA
Messenger RNA from Penicillium canescens, 1401 nucleotides. RefSeq names its product F-box domain and ankyrin repeat protein. The record is from RefSeq and is a predicted model, not a curated record. The transcript has a single exon. NCBI's taxonomy places the organism in Eukaryota, Fungi, Ascomycota, Eurotiomycetes, Eurotiales, Aspergillaceae. Gene Ontology annotation, molecular function: protein binding. The coding region runs from base 1 to 1401 and encodes 466 amino acids.